AUGACAAAGGCAUCAACUGAAGAAUAUCCCUACAACCUGGGGUCAUACGGGAAGGUGAUCACAACCACUAGUCCUGAAGCCCAAAUAUGGUUCGACCGUGGUCUGGUAUGGGCAUAUUCUUUUAACCAUAAGGAAUCCGUCGUCUGUUUCAAACAGGCACUUGUGCAUGAUCCAUUAUGUGUAAUGGCCUACUGGGGGUUGGCCUAUUCUCUCGGUCCCAACUACAACCAGCCCUGGGAUUUCCUGGGCAACGAUUUGGCAGCUGUCGUUGAAAAUACAUAUCGAGCUGCAAUCAAAGCUCGUUUUCUCUCUAAAAAAAAUGGUUCCCCCCUGGAACAGGUCCUCGCCAAGGCAAUCUCCGCCCGCUAUCAAAGUGAUAAGCCUGCUAGCAUGGAACAAUAUGCUAUUCAAAAUAUUGCAUAUGCCGAUGCCAUGAAAGAGGCAUAUGAACAGUUUAGCGAUGAUUUGGAUGUGGUCACUCUAUACGCUGAUUCCAUGAUCAGCCUCACCCCCUGGAAAUUGUGGGACUCGGUGACCGGCGCACCAAACCCAGGUGCUCGUACAAUGGAAGCAAAGAGGGUUCUGGAGACAGCUCUCCAACAUAAAGAUGCGUCCAAACACCCCGGUCUCCUGCACAUGUACAUCCAUCUCAUUGAGAUGUCACCCUUCCCAGAACUAGGUCUCCGACCGGCGGACCACCUCCGUGAUCUCGUUCCAGAUGCGGGCCAUAUCACUCACAUGCCAUCCCAUCUGGAUGUGCUGGUUGGAGACUAUCGAAGUGCCGUGCGCGCCAACCAGCGUGCCGCUAUUGCAGACGAGAAAUACCUGGCGCUGAAAGGCCCAUUUAAUUUCUACUCAGUCUACCGCAUGCACACCUACCACUCGCUCAUCUACGCCGCCAUGUUUGCGGGCCAGAAACAGGCCGCAUUUACAGCCGUGGACCGGAUGGAGGCCACUUUGCCGAAAGAACUGCUCUCGGCCCUGGCGGACUACAUCGAAGUUUUCAUGUCCGUACGCGCACACAUCAUGAUACGCUUCGGCAUGUGGGAUGAGAUUAUCAAAAUUGCGAUCCCCUCAGAUCCAGACCUGUACUGCAUGACGAUAGCGGUUCUGCACUAUGCCAAGGGUGUGGCAUAUGCAGCUUCAGGGAACGUGCCGGAUGCAGAGCGAGAGCGAGAUCUAUAUCGAGCAGCGCGGGAUCGAGUCCCGGAUACGCGCUUGGACUGGCCCAACAAGUGCAUUGAUAUUCUGGGGGUGGCGUCGGAAAUGCUGGACGGAGAGAUCGAGUACCGUCGCGGGAACUACACGGAGGCUUUCGAGCAUCUACGUCGCUCGAUUGAAUUGGAUGAUGGGCUGGGCUACAGUGAGCCCUGGAGUUGGAUGCAACCCACCCGCCAUGCAUACGCUGCUCUCUUGCUAGAGCAGGGCCAUGUCGAGGAUGCAGCGGCUGUCUACCAGGCUGACUUGGGUAUCGAUAGCACUCUAAUCCGUGCUCGUCAGCAUCCGAAUAAUGUAUGGGCUUUGCAGGGCUACCAUGAAUGCUUGAUACGUCUUGGUCGACAUGAAGAGGCGAGCAUUAUUGCGCCGCAGCAAUUAGACAAGAUGCCUCGUGUCGUCGAACAUCGAAAACACGUUGUGAUGGCCAGCAUCCCUGUGGCAGUUGCUUUGGUAGAAAAAGAGAGUGUAGUUAUCGACCCAGUCGCCGGGGUGGUCCUCGCAGAGGAGCCCAAACCAUUCCUUGAUAACACGAUUGGUCUGGUAUCGCCAUUCGCUGGGAUCCACAAUCUUGACCUGUCCCCGGAUUCUCUGUCAAUUGUGGAUGGAACCCACCAGAUCUGGGGCCAACUCACCCCGCAUGAUGAUAGCUCCUUUGACUCGGUUCCUGUGCACGAUGUGGGGUCAUCAGUGAUACGUGCCUAUCAAUCCGAAACGGAAAUUGCCAAUGCCUACUAUAUUUACAUCCAUCCAUAUUUACCCUUGCUGCCGCCUUCGGUGGCACCACAGCACGAAGAUCAUCCUACCCUUAUUGGGCCAUUUGACCAAAGUUCUCAAGCAAAAAAGUGCCAUAUGCCUUACUGGCCAACAUCGUCGCUGAGUCUUGCUUUGUCCGCAAUGCUAGUGCUCAUACCUACCACUGAAGACACCUUUCCAAUGGCCGAACCGAGCCUUGCGCGUAGGCGGUUGUACGCACAGCUAUUUGCCCAGGCGGCACUGGCUGCUGUGGAAACUGAAACUGACGAUUUGUUACCUGCUUUGAGCACCAAUUUACCUGGGACAGAAUCCCUUCGGGUACAAAGUGAGCUACAUCCUCAGGUAUCUACUCAGCUUCAUCCGAUUCUGGCUCUUGUGGUCCUUGGCAUUUAUGAGUAUUGCCAGCGUGGUAAUAUAUCCAGAAUGCGGGCUCGAGGUAACCAGGCUAUCACAACUGCUAUGGAUAUCUCCAUUCAUAGACUUGACUCGACAACGACGGAUUAUUCUGAGGCACAGAGACGAGCUUGGUGGAUGACGAUUUGGAUCUCAUAUCUAUCGUCGAACCUCCAUUUUUCUCCACCAAUUGUUUCUUUGAAUGAUCCACGAAUAACGACUCCUUAUCCUAAAUUUGAUGUAUAUCUGGAGCCAUGGCCCAUAAUGAUGAAAACACAAGAGGCUCUUUUCGAGUCUAGCAAAAUUGUCCAGAACAUCGAACGCGUGGAUGAAACAACCGUUCUCUCCGAUUUUGGCACUCGAAUACGCAAACUGGAUUCGAAAAUUGCAUCUUUGAUAGGCGAAACCGACCGCCACCUUCUGACGACUUUUGAUGAAAACCCAGAAGCAUCCGUAGCCCAAAACAUGUGGAUGAUCAGCCGAAUGUUCAUCCAUGCUGCUCGCACUCGACUGCACCGCUUUCGGGCAUUCAUGGACAUUCCACUUUUCCUCGACAAAUACUGCGAUCUCACAGCAAUCAACAGUGCGGAUUUCCCGCAUCAAACAUCUCCUCCCAAAUGGGUGACAGACUGCGAGAUCUCAUUCCCGUUCACCGAGCAGGAAUCCUCGAUCAUCUGCCUCAAGUCCUCGCUCGUGGUCACGACAAUAUAUCGCAAUUUACCGUAUCCGAAUCCACUUGGGUCAGCACCUUCUUCUAGGUCCCCGACAUAUCCGAAAACCAUUCCUUACUUUGCUUGCUCGGGGAUACAAAGCUGCUACGCUCUUCUCAUGCUACUGCAUCGACUGCGUGCCUCUCUAGCGACGGAUCGGCUUGCAGAUUGUUAUCACCUGCUCAAUAACCCUACUCCUGCAUCGGAGAUUGCUGAUGCUGAUAGAUUGAAGGAGGAGCUGCGACAUGGGGUGGAAAUUCUUGGCAGAUCUCUGAAAUCUGAUGUGAUUUUCGAGGGCGUUGGGGGAAUCGCCGUCAGUGGCGGCGCCGACUCUAUGGCUCUGGCAUACCUAUGCAAGCAACUAGAACGAUCGUCAGAUGUUGCUGGAGCCAUUUCUGUCACUGCCUUUGUGGUAGAUCAUCGUGCCCGUCCAGAAAGCACUGUUGAGGCACAAAAGGUUGCUGGCUGGCUUCGUGAUAUGGACAUAAAAACCCAGAUCCUCAGUCUGGACUGGUCUGAAAUUACUUCAAGUCAAUUGUCUUCGCCAAAGUCUGGAGCAUCGAGUCCUCUGCCAUCCGCCUUUGAGACACAUGCUCGACGACUCCGUUUCCAAGCCCUCGGCAUAGCUUGUCAUGAAUUCAAACUUGAAACGUUGCUUUUAGGCCAUCAUCAAGAUGACAACGUCGAAACCACCAUUUGGCGGCUAUCCGCUGGGGCAAGUGGUUUAGGUCUUGGCGGCAUCCCCGAAGUUGCUCGAAUUCCCGAAUGCCAUGGUCUCUUCGGGGCUUCUGAGAGCUGGUCGACUACAUCAAUCCCCACAAGACCACCGACAAAACCCCAACCCAAAGUUCGAUUCGAUAACCAGAAGCAUGGGUUCAUCACUUUCCCUGACCCAAACGCUAGGACAGAUAAAGUCUACUCUAAUCACACAUCCAAAGUAAACAUGGCAAGCCCCGGCAUAUUCAUCUGCCGACCUCUACUCUCCUUCACCAAAUCAAGUCUUUUGGAGACCUGCCACAAAAACAAAGUCCCCUACGUCUCCGACCCAACAAAUUUCGACCCAACCCUCACUCCCCGGAACGCCAUCCGCAGCCUUCGCACCUCAAACUCCCUACCUCGUGCGCUGGAAUCACAAUCCAUCCUCUCCCUAAUCCGAUCAAGCCAAAACCUCCUCCAGAGGUCAAACGAGCUUUCCAACUACCUCCUCUCAUCCCAAUGCCGAAUUCUAGAUUUCAACCCCAAGGCAGGGUCAGCGGUCAUUCAAUUCCUAAACACAAGCCCAGCAUCCAUGGACCCCCAACUGGCAACAUUAUCAGCUUCUCGAACCCGACAGAUCCAGACUAUCGUUCUCCGCCGCAUCACAGAACUAGUCUCUCCAUUCCCCGAUAGCCAUUUCUCGCUACGCAGCUAUGAGUCACUAGUUUCCAAUGUGUUCCCCGGUCAAGAUAGCUCUCAUGAUGCAAGCGCCACAUCCAAUGACCAGAAAAGAAGAAAGGCCUUCACGGUAGCAGGGGUUUUAUUCCAGCGCCUCGAAAGCGAAGCCUCCACGCUUGGAAAGUCCCAAGACCCACGUCGCGGGGGUGAUAAUAUCUGGUUGCUAUCCCGACAACCAUUCAUGAGAGAUCGUGACCCCGUGACGCAGAUCAACGUCUCGCCUAGUGGCAGUUUUACUCCGUGGGUUUUGUGGGAUAACCGGUACUGGAUGCGGCUUCGUCUUGUUGCGGUCGACCGUGAUCCCAGUGAGCUGGGGGAUCAAUUGAUAAGUGUCCCACUUACUAUACGUCCGUUCCACAAAUUUGAUAUUGAACGGAUACGCAAAAAUACGGUUCAUUCAAGGCCGCUGGGGCGAACGACCAAGGAUUCCGCUGCUGAACAGAAAAUGCCCGGGACUUUUGAGUACCUCAAAGCCCUCUUGUCUGCUGAAGCGCCUGCUCAGCUGCGGUUUACUUUACCUGUGAUAUCAAGGGAAGGCAUCAUAUCUAAGCCAGAAAAGCCUCUGGGUCAGAAGGUUUGGCAACAGCUGGCAUUGCCAACUUUGGACUAUCGGCUAUCUGGCCAUUCGGCUAAGUAUUCUUCUCUCAGUGAGGUGGAAUUGGUACAUCUACGCUGUCGCUGGAAACUGAAAUGGCAGUGGAUGUACAAAACGAUUGACACUGAGGCACUACGCCUGAUGGGCUGGCCGGUGGAUAAAGAUGCCGAAGAGGCUUAG
Molecule: messenger RNA, 5283 nt
Organism: Penicillium expansum
Lineage: Eukaryota; Fungi; Ascomycota; Eurotiomycetes; Eurotiales; Aspergillaceae
Product: tRNA(Ile)-lysidine/2-thiocytidine synthase
Exons: 12
Coding region: 1-5283 (1760 amino acids)
Biological process (GO): tRNA processing
Cellular component (GO): intracellular anatomical structure
Molecular function (GO): ATP binding; protein binding; ligase activity, forming carbon-nitrogen bonds
Source: RefSeq, a predicted model, not a curated record